UCUCAGACACUUCAGAGACGUUCACCUCUGACGCGCAGAGCUGUUCCGCUGCUGGCUAAUAACUUACUUUAUGCGAAGAGCGUCUUCAAAGUUAGUGAUUGUGGACUUAAAAUAUAUCUCAAUUUGUUUUCGCGCAGUCAAUAUUGUCAACACGAUGAAGGAAAAAAUACUUGUAACACAGCCUUGUGUUGCGAGAUGCAAACUUGUUCUUGUCGGGGAUGUUCAGUGUGGUAAAACAGCGAUGUUACAAGUCUUUGCAAAGGAUUGCUACCCAGAGACCUACGUCCCUACAGUAUUUGAAAACUACACAGCUAGCCUGCAGCUUGAAGAACAGCGCGUGGAGCUCAGCCUCUGGGACACGUCAGGCUCUCCGUACUACGACAACGUCCGGCCAUUGUGCUACAGUGACUCCGACGCAGUGCUGCUGUGUUUUGACACCAGCCGUCCGGACUCAGUGGACGGCACACUGAAGAAGUGGAAGGCAGAGAUCCUGGACUUCUGCCCCAGCACGCGGAUCCUUCUGAUCGGCUGUAAGACGGACCUGCGCAGCGACGUGUGCACGCUGACGGAGCUGUCCCACGGCAAACACAUACCCGUCUCCCACGAGCAGGGCGCCUCCCUGGCCAGACAGCUGGGAGCCGAGGCCUACCUGGAGUGCUCCGCCUUCACGUCGGAGAAGAGCGUCCACAGUGCGUUCCGCUCGGCGGCGUUGGCGUGCAUGAACAGGCUGCCGCCGGCCCCCAGGGCCAGCCCGGUGAGCCGGCUCUCCAAGAGGCUGCUGCGGCUGUCCAACAGCACGGGCCUCCUGGCCUCCGCCUUCAAGACCAAGGACAAGGCCAAGGGCUGCGCCAUCAUGUAGCGACGGCCGGGACGCUUGGGAAGGAUCAGAGAACAGGGGCAAGGGUCCAGGGGGAGACGGGCCGUUGUGGUGGGGUUGAGAAGUUUUAUGUGAAACCAAAAAAGUUUUGAAAGGUUUUUUUGGGGUUGGGGGAAGACGAUAUGCAGGUUGCUAAUGGUCGAUCAAUGUGUUGUCUCUGGUAACCGCGAUAUUUUCUUUCAAACAUUUGGAAGACUUUUUUCAUGGCUCUGAAGAGAGAGCACAGUAUGCACUUUAUGAGUGGACUUCAUGACUUCAAUGAUGAGGUUUGGGUGUUUGUUUAUCAAGGCUGAAUAAGAUGAGAGGAAUUUGUUUACUGUCUGUAAGGGAUAGGCUGCCUUGAUGUGGGAUCAGGAGUUGAAAACAGGUCUGGUUGAACACAUUUCUUAUCGGAAAUCAAAGGAGUCAGCAGAGACCGAGAGUCAGGGGUCGAGUCCAAAGGGUGUUUGUUUAAAAGUGAAUUGAGGAUGGAAAUGGACGAAUGAGUCAACUUGCUGUUUCCUGUUCUUAACUGUAUACAAUAGUUUGUUUUGCGGGCAUUUUGGAUUAUGCCAAAAAAAAAAAAAAAAACAUUUUAUAAUGUUAAUUUCAUUUUGAACCGAACAAAGAGCAACUUCUGAACUU
Molecule: messenger RNA, 1501 nt
Organism: Gadus macrocephalus (Pacific cod)
Lineage: Eukaryota; Metazoa; Chordata; Actinopteri; Gadiformes; Gadidae
Product: rho-related GTP-binding protein Rho6-like
Exons: 5
Coding region: 71-859 (262 amino acids)
Biological process (GO): small GTPase-mediated signal transduction
Molecular function (GO): GTP binding; GTPase activity
Source: RefSeq, a predicted model, not a curated record